CAGGAGAAUAUAGCAUAUACCUCUGCAUCAUUUUCAAUUCCUUUCUCUCUUCACCUCCUGUCUCUUUCCUUUUCUCCCCACUCUUCUUCACCUCCACCCCUGCAUCUUCUGUUUCUCCUUUCUUCUGCCACUUCUUGAUUCUGUGUACUGAACUUCUCUUUUCAAAUUCAUCUUAUCGGUCUCUCUCUCUCUCUCUCUCUCUCUUUCUGCCUCACAUGACCAUCACUCACCCACUCAAACCAGAGCAUCUGUGCACAGUCUUGGAAAUAUUCAGAUGAUGAGUACCAAUGGAAAGGGCCCUUCUACUUCAUCCAAGGAGCAGAUCCUCAGUUUGGACUGAUGAAAGCUUGGGCAGUUGGAGACACUAACAAUGGAGAUGAUGAAUGGGGAGAAGAAAUCAAAUUAGCAGAGCAAGCAGUGCAGGCCAUUAACAAGCUAAACCCUAAACCCAAGUUCUUUGUGUUGUGCGGAGACCUUAUCCAUGGAAUGCCAGGAACUCAAUGGAGAAAAGACCAAGAGCAAGAUUUAAAGAAUGUUCUGAAAGACACCCACCAGGACAUACCACUGCUAUUUGUCAGUGGAAAUCAUGAUAUUGGCAAUACCCCAACAAGAGAAACAAUAGAGCAUUACUGCAGUAACUGGGGAGAUGACUACUUCAGCUUUUGGGUUGGAGGUGUUUUCUUUCUUGUGUUGAAUUCUCAGUUGUACUUUGAUUCUUCCAAGUGCCCUGAGCUGAAGCAAGCCCAGGAUGUAUGGCUCAAUGAGCAACUGGCUAUUGCUGAACAGCAGAAAUGCAAGCAUAUAAUAGUGUUCCAGCACAUCCCUCUGUUUCUGAGAAAACCUGAGGAAGACCAUGAUUAUUUCAACUUGGAAAAAUCAGUUCGUCAGGAGCUAAUGGAAAAGUUUCAUAAAGCAGGUGUUAAAGCUGUAUUUUCUGGACAUUACCACAGGAAUGCUGGAGGGUCCUAUGGAGGACUGGAAAUGGUGGUUUCAUCAGCAAUAGGAUGUCAACUGGGAGAAGAUACUCAUGGGCUUCGAGUGGUGGUUGUCACAGAUGAGAAGAUUGCUCACCGAUACUACAGUUUAGAUGAACUGAGCAGUCAAGGCAUAGAGCAAGAGCUGCUGGCUAUGCUUGCUGAGCACCCUUAGGCUGUGUCCAAUUACCUGGGGUUUUUCCAUGUUAGACAAAUAGAAACUGUUUCAGAAAGUUUCCCCAAGCUGAAGAGAGAGAUUUCUGAUUGUGCACCAUGCCCCAGAACAGCUCUCCAUUUGUUAUCAUCCUAAAUAGAAAGGUUUCUCUUUCUGAAAAUGAGACCUAUGAGGCAUAGGGAAGAAUAGCAGAACUGAUACAGUAAUGUAUCAUUGAAAAGAACAGUUCUCAAAAGUUUUACUUUGCUCUUAUAUAAGAAUUUCUUGUCAGAGAAAAAGUGUACCAGAGUGAGAAUUGUAGCUUCUAGAUAACCCUUUAACUCAAGUGUUUCUUAGUUUUAUAUUUGAGAGGGUAUUUUAAAAUCAAUAAAUUUAUUCAUUUCUGUUAAGCUCUAGACAAUAUAAAUGGAGCAUUUUUUUUACUCUGUCAAAACAAAUCUCAAACACCAGACUUUUAGCAACCUUAAUACCAGAUCUUGUUGCCUAUACAGCUUAUUUGCUUCUAUUUACCAUAGGUUAUUUCUUAGCUGUUCAGAGCCAGCAGCAACAGGAGAGGAGACAAGUUCUGUUUUGCAGUCACAACUUGGGUUUCUGUUAUGUCCUGGUUUUACAUAAUGGGAAGUUUAUAAAUGAAGCUAAUAGAGAUGCCAUUGACAGAAACUAAACAUGGAACAACUAUUUUUCUUUUGAAAUGUAACUACCAAUCAAUUAGCUAAACCAUUCUUGCUAUAGCUUCACCAGUUGGAAUAGUUGGAAUGUUCUGUGCUGAAUACUGUUAUCAGAACUCACUUUGUUGAUUCAUAGACAGGGGGAGAGCUCUAAUCUCCAAAUGCAAUGUAAGAGUGCCUUGCUUAAAUAUUAUACAAUAUUAAAUGUUGAAACCUCCAAAACUGUAUUUUCUUCACUGGAAUAAGUCUUCUUUAAAAAUAAAUGCUAUAAAAGAAGUUUA
Messenger RNA from Strigops habroptila (Kakapo), 2098 nucleotides. It is a transcript of the gene CPPED1, whose product is annotated as calcineurin like phosphoesterase domain containing 1. The coding region runs from base 340 to 1149 and encodes 269 amino acids. Lineage: Eukaryota; Metazoa; Chordata; Aves; Psittaciformes; Psittacidae. The transcript is spliced from 4 exons. The record is from RefSeq and is a predicted model, not a curated record. Gene Ontology annotation, molecular function: hydrolase activity.